Molecule: messenger RNA, 1096 nt
Organism: Exophiala oligosperma
Lineage: Eukaryota; Fungi; Ascomycota; Eurotiomycetes; Chaetothyriales; Herpotrichiellaceae
Exons: 1
Coding region: 157-663 (168 amino acids)
Source: RefSeq, a predicted model, not a curated record
UUUGCGCAAAGCCUUUCGACGCGCCACUGACGACUAAAAAGGUAUCAUCUCUCGGGCACUUAAUUUUGGACAUGAGACCUUGUUUCACAUAUACGAGCAAGCUGGAUUACUCUACAGCUGUCAAGAGUCUGCAUCCUACCGAAGUGUUUGCGCAGAAUGAAUAAUUUCGGUAUUUGCCAAAUGCAGAACCUGAAAAGUUUUCAGCACAAUCUCGUAGCGCCUCUUCUCCUACUGGGUACCGAGAGUCGCAACAAUAAUACACGGCAAACUUUCAGCCAGGCUGUACUGCUCCAAGUGAUGCAAUCGGCGAUCUUCUACAAAUACCUUCUGGCAUUGGAGUUUCUUCGACGCUUCUGGAAUACAGACUCGGUCGUUACGCCCGCCUGGCUCUCAUUUGCUCGAGAAGAAUAUCCAAAGGGCCUGGACUUCGUAGCCAUGCGAAAUGACACGGGAACCCUGAAGCAAAACUGCGUGGCUUUGAGGUUGACGGAAGCCGCCGCAAGUCAACAGGCUUCUGUGAAGCAUAAUCUAUGUAGAGCCCUCCUUAUACGCUUGGAGCAUCCCACGCUAUAUGUGUCUACGAGUGGAACUUGCACGGAAGUCAACACUGAAUCGAGUCCGACACCCGAGUCGCAAUCUACGCAUAGCAGGGCGUACACUUGACUCCAAAUACACUCGUUUGAUCACCAGAUAUCAAGAGAAAGUUGCUUCCCUACACAACGUGACACACAGGUCAUCAAUGUAUCGUUCAUCCGUUUCUCAUCCUCUGUCAAAACUGAAUCACGAUGAUCAGGCACACCACUCAAAACCUUUACCUCACAUGUACCACAUACCCCCUUGGUACACGUGGAUAGAAUACCUGCUCCAUUCUCAUUGAGUACCUCUAACAGGGUUCGCUCUUUAGGAACCACGAGCGUUCGACCACUGCGAGCUAGGGUGACCAUGAAUUCAGCAUUCUCUGCUGUAUCCAGGUUGUUAGGAUUUCCAAAUCUUUCUGUCCUGAGAACAUUCUUGGGGAGCGAAGAGCAUAUUUCUUCAACAUCAGAAAUCAGACUUUCUGGGCCGCAGCAAUACACCAAAGAGCCCUCGGCAACGC